UGUCUCUGUGGCUAAUAAAAAACCUUUUGAGCGCAACCGAAAAAAUCAAUAACUAAAACAGUGAUGUAUUCAUUUGUCUUUUUAAAAUGAGAACGUGACAAAACAUUUCCUUUAAUUCAUCGAAGAAACUAUUUUAUUUAAAAAAAAUAUAUCUGUUGAAGCUUGAUGCUCAUUUUUUAAAUUUAUUUACAUAGUGAUGAAUUUUCUCAUAGUUACGGCGUGGUAGAACAUUCUGCGUGUUUGAAUAUCGCCCUUUCCGCUAAAUAUAACUGUUAAAGAUUAUUGUUGGUUGAAGUAAAAAAUAUACAUUAUACAACACUGUAAUUAUUAAGUCAAAAUGGAAGAAAUGAAUGGUGAGCUUUAUGGGGAUGGACUUGUUAGUCUUGGUGAUGAGGGGUCUUUAGAGUCUACUGAUAGUGGGAAACAAGAGCAGAAUUGUAAAAUUUGCGACAAUAAAUUGUGCAGUCCUCGUGUAUUAUCAUGUCUUCAUGUAUUCUGUGAAGCAUGUAUUGACAAACUGAUGGUGAAUGAAGCUGGGGAUUCGCUUAAAUUUGAUGUGGCUGUUGAAUGCCCCCUGUGCAAACAAGAAACUAAGAUGCCUGUAGGAGGAGCGGUAUCACUUCCAUCAGACUAUGUCCUUACGAAUAUCUUGGAUGUUUCCACCAUGGACCAGUCGGUUGUUUGUACUUGCUGCAAAAGCAAGGAACCUGCUGUUGCUAGAUGUACGGAUUGUUCUCAUUUCCUAUGCGCUAACUGCAAUUCCGCGCAUGAGUUCAUGAGGUGUUUUGAAAAUCAUCGUGUUGUGCCAUUCGAUGCUCUCAGGUCAUCCAAAGAAAAAGCUGCAGUGCACAAGCCAAUAUUCUGCACUCGUCAUGUUGGCGAGUGUCUCAAGUUUUAUUGCUGCGAGUGUGAGGUGGGCGCUUGCUCGGAAUGUUUGGCUGUCGAUCAUAAAGUUGGAGAGCACCACUGUGAGCGGAUUGUCAACGCGGAACCCAAUUUACGCGCGGAGCUGCGUACUUUUAUUGUUGAAGCUAACGCUCGGGCUGUCGCCGCUGGAUGCGCAUCGGUAAAACUUGAUGACGCUCUGGGUGAUUUGCAGCGACAGAGAGAUGAUGCUGAAAGCGUCAUCAACGAGGCUUUUCACGCUUACAAAGCAGCUUUAGAGAGGUGUCGUGAAAAGGCUCUGGCGGAGUUAGAAAGAUUACAUAAGGAAAGAGAACUGAAGGUAAUGGAUCUCUUCGAUCGCGUUGAUAAAACUGUGCAACGUAUUGAUUGUGCUUGUAAAUUUGCCGCCAGACUUCUCAGAAGGGGGGAUGGCACCGAAAUUGUCAUGUUAAAGAAAACCGUUGCUUCUCAGUUUGCACGGCUAUUAGAAGGAGCUCCCGAAUUCGACGUGGAUUAUUCAUUGGAAUUUGUUACCAAAACGGAAAAAUUUGAUUCGGUAACGGAGGAAACGUUUGGUACAUUCCGCACUGAAGCAACUAUAGCCGAAGAAAGAAAACGAGCGAGUGAAUCCUCGGCCAUAGUCUCCGUGACUUCGAAUUCUCAUUCACCCGCCAUAUCGGUAACAAAUGCACCAGUUUUCGAUGACUAUCCACUGGGUAAUGUUCGCCGGGUCACGGGCGUAUCGGUCGGCAGCUUAGUGGGGGUUCCCGGCGUCGGGGGAGUGCCCGGAAUGGGAGUGCCAGGAGUCGGCGCAGUGCCGGGCGUGGGCGCCGUUCCGAACCCCGGUGUCCUUCCGGGAGUCGUCAACGUUAACAGCGUCGGAGCUGUCAGCGGGGUGGGUGGGGUGCCCGCUCUGCCAUCGAUGGUGGAAUACAACCUGCAACAACUGGCAAGCAUCGCCGAGAAGGAAGUUCCACCACCGCCUCACGCGUCACCGGCUCCACCGUUUACUCUCGCCGAAUUACUCGCUGGAGAUCUAAACUCUCCUCAAGCUUAUAACAACUUACAAGCGCUCGCAAAGCUCGGAUUGAAUGCUGAUGUAAAUGGAUUUGGCGGAGUCGGAGGCGUCGGCGGUAUCGGCGGCGUCGGACCGCGGGGCGUGUCUCCGGGCAGGCCGCUGUUGACGCCCGCAGAGGAGGCCGCUCUGGUCGCUCCGCCGGCACCGCUCGUGCGCGCCAACAAGGCUACCCCGAUGCAUAUUAGAUUCAAGUUUGGUCAGUUAGGCGGAGGAAAGGGCCAGUUCAAUUCGCCUCAUGGAUUCUGUCUCGGGAACGAUGAAGACAUCAUCGUAGCCGAUACAAACAAUCACCGCAUAACGGUAUUCGACAAGUCGGGUAACCACAAGUUCAACUUUGGGGUGGCGGGCAAGGAGGAGGGUCAACUCUGGUAUCCCCGUAAAGUUGCGGUCGUGCGCGCCACAGGGAAGUUCGUCGUUUGCGAUCGCGGGAACGAGAGAUCGCGCAUGCAAAUUUUUACCAAAAACGGACAUUUCUUGAAGAAAAUCGCCGUACGCUUCAUCGACAUAGUCGCUGGUCUAGCAGUCACCGCUGAAGGUCUCAUUGUGGCUGUAGACAGUGUGACACCAACAGUCUUCAUCCUGUCCGAAGAAGGCGAUCUCAUGAGCUGGUUCGAUUGCAGUGAGUGCAUGAGAGAGCCGUCAGAUAUCGCUAUCAGUGGCAAGGAAUUCUACGUGUGCGACUUCAAGGGGCACUGUGUGGUCGUGUUCGACGACGAAGGCCGGUUUCUGCGUCGCAUCGGCUGUGAGAAUGUGACCAACUUCCCCAACGGUAUCGACGUGUCUGACGCCGGCGACGUGCUGAUCGGCGACUCGCACGGCAACAAGUUCCAUGUGGCCGUGUUCUCGCGCGACGGCGUCCUCGUCACCGAGUUCGAGUGCCCAUAUGUGAAGGUAUCGCGCUGCUGCGGCCUGAAGAUAACGUCGGAAGGCUACAUCGUGACGCUCGCUAAGAAUAAUCACCACGUUCUAGUCCUCAACACCCUUUACAUUGUCUGAGGAAUAACUCAAUGGCUGUAAGUCUGCAUACUACAAGAUCUCACAUUUAUUCCCUAUAUUAUUAUAUUUAAUUGCUGAUUUUACAAAGCUUAACAUUUUUGCUAAAACAGUAUUUGAUUACUUACUUUUUUGUUGUUUUGUGUUUUUCACGAUAGUCACAUUUUAUCCGUUUGCUACGGUGAUCCCAAUUUUUCUAUUUCAUUGUCUUCUUUAUGUUGUGAAAUUUUUAAUUGAAGAUUAAUUGGCGUCACUGCUAGUAGAUAGAUGUAAUGCCCAAAGUACUAGAUACUUUCGAUUUUAUUCAUCUCACUUUUUUUUUAUUAUGGUUGCAUUUAGUUGUAAAAACAGACAAUCCAAAGUUUAGGCUAAUAUCUCUUUGUUUACAUAUGUUAUUGUCCAGUCAAUAUGCACGUUAAGAGAGGGUUACGAUAACAGUUUGAUUGUAGGGUUUUCAUAUUUAGGAUAUUCGCUUUAAUAAUAAUGUUGACUAUAUUGUUUUUAUAUAUUUUGAUUGAAUACCUAUAUACGCACCACCGCUCGUUAAAUAAUACAUUAAUUUUAGGGCAAGAACAAAAAGCUUAGUUUAGUGUGGGCUUUAGAGCUCACAAGGUGGCAAGCGCUCUAACUCACUGCCAAAUAUGAUUAGUCUAUGAUCAAACGAAAGCAUAUUUGCACUUCCUAACCGUUGACUGGAAUUACGAUUUUGUUUCUAAAUUUAGCAGCUGGUAUGGUUCCUAGUUCAGGUGAAGUUUAAUAAUACAUGUCAAUUAGGGGUCUGCGUGGGUGUGUCGCCUCGUUAGUACAUGCGUUGCUCCGUAUUAACUAUCCGAUUGUAUACGUUUGCCUCCAGAGCAUACUUUUGGCAUUUUAAUGUUCUCUGCGAGCGAAUAUUCGGAAAAAGUCACGCCUAAACGCACAAUUGAGUUUGUUGUUAGCAAAAUUUUGUUUUUAUUAUGACCAAAGGAGGCGACACUGUAAUAACGUGCCAUCUAGUUUAGGUUAAUCGCGUAUACAAUAUUAUAUAUUGUCCGUUAAAAUAUAUUUACCAUUUACAGAUUUCUUGUGUCUAUACAAAACGUUUUUUCAUGUACUCUUGUUUUAGGAGCCUAUAUUUGAAAUUUUUUUCAUAACUAGGCUAUUAUAAUAUUGAUAUAUACGGUUUGGUUAAUUUAAAUUUAUCUUAUGCUAAUUAUAUUGGAAGGCCACUGUUACUAAACAAAAGAAAAUAACUGUACUGAUAAUAAUUAAAAAGAAAUACGAAAGGAAACUGUUUAUGUGGCAUCUUCGUGCAUAUACAUUUCUAAGAGAAUUGGAAUUUUUAAAUAUUAUAAUAGAAUAGUUAACGGUAUUAACGGGUACACGUCACAAAACAGUAACAAUGUUUCAAUGUGCCGUAUUUUUUCGUCGAAUUACAAUAUAUUAUACUAGCAAUAUAAUAUAUCCAUGAAUGUGCCAUUAUAAACAAAUUUUAUUUCUACAAAUUGAUAUGUUUGAAAUUCGUAUACAGUUCGCCAAAGUAUAUAUUUUUAUAGCUACCCACAUUUAAUAUUCCAAAUUGAGAUUCAUAAAAUGUUUAGGUAGUAGAACAAAAAAAAAUGUUAAAAUUGUGGUUAGUAGAAUAAAAUUAUUAAAAACAAAAUUUUCAUGUAAUAAAUAUUUCUUGGUUUUAUCUUAUUUAGAUGUUUGAUGUAUAUUGGAUAAUUAUUAAUACUGAUAAUGGUAUGGUGAAAUAUGUAUUGCAAAUCCUAACGAUAAACGAGAAAUAUUUUACGAUUUUACAAUUCCAUCGAGGCUUUCGUCUUCCAAAGAGUAGUAUUUUGCAUUUUUAUUUGUUAACGAAAUUUUACCUAUGACAUAACGAAAGUCUUCGUACCCGUAGCUAUUCGUUAUUAGAUUUGCAAUAUGUUGUAAUGAAGAAGUACUUAACCAGACCACCUAAAACAUUUUAAAGUGUGAUAUUUUGUUUACAAUUUAUUUGAAGCGCUCUCUAGAUUUUCGCAUGUCAGUAAAAUUAAAAGACAAAAGAAUAGUUUACAUGAAAUAUGUAGGUAAAUUUUUUAACAAUAUUAAGUUCCUGAAUUAUAAUGUAUUAUAAAAUUAAUUAAGCUAUAAACAUUUGUUUUAGUUUGUAACGAAAUAUUUUUAACCUUUAACCAAAAUACAAGUGUAUUGCUGAGCCAUAUUAUUAUCAUUCAUGAAAAAUAUUAUAUUCUAGCAAUUCACUAGUAACUAAACGUGUAAUUUAAUGUAUGUACUUAAUUAGUAAUAUUGUUUUAUUUGUUGCGUAUUGGAACAGUUUUAAAAUACCUUAGCAACACUAAUGUGAUAUGAGCAAUAAUAGAGAGACAUAUACUACCCAAGGCGCAGCAGGCGUGAGCUGGUCUAAACCCAGUGAUAAGUUAAAUUUUUGACGUUGAGUCUUGAAUCCUCUAUUUAUUAGUGAGUAACUUUUGGGUUUAUUUUUCUUAUUGUUUUUAAGUUAUUGUUUCAGGAUUUUUGUCCCGAUAGUAUUAGGGAAUUUUAUUUUCUUUAUUUUUUUGAAUAGGUUAUAAAGAGUCAUUACCCUUCGCGGACGAUAGGUGUGAUUAAUACUCUGAUUUUAUCGAUUAACUGUUUUGUUUUAAUAUAAUAAUAUGUUUCGGGCCUAUAUUUAUAGUAUUUUUGGCCAGUGCGAUGGGCCUUUAGAUUACGAAUUUUUACUGCCAAAUUAUUUUCUUACGAUAUUUGUGCACAUGAUAAUUAUUUUAUUGUAUGAUAUGUGUAUAAUUAGUUCAUAAUUGUUGCCAAUUUUUUGUUUUAUUAAUUAAUUAUUCAGGGUUUUAAUAUUAUUAUAAUAUUCAAUUUUAAUUUGUUGUCCAUUGAUCAAAAUUAUAGUGUGUUAGUGACGUAAAAUUAACCGAAAUAUAACUUAAUGAGCCCCAAAGGGAGCGUUUGACGCUAUUAAUAAUAUUGCUUAGGGUUGCAUAAAAUUAUUAAAAGUGAUAAGUUUUGGAUAAUUUUACAAAUUAUACUAUUUUAUGUGUGUGAAUUUCAAUAAUAAUAAAUUUGAAGUUUUAAUAUAUAAUAUGUACGUGUAAUUUUUCAAACUAUUACUACAUCGGCACCACUAUAUGGCCGUAUGUGCGAAAGUAUUAUCAUUUGUAUAAUAUUAAUUUAUCCUCGAUCGUUUCGGUGAUAUAUCGUUGACAAUGUUUCCUUUUGUUCUUGCCAUGUAUCUUAUGUAGGUGUCGGCGUAGACGUUUUAUGUAGAAGUUAGUGUUUUCAAUAUACGGAGAGCAGUGUGCCGCGUUUGCCCUAGGAAUGGUGUCGGGUGUGGCUGGCGGCGGGCUCGAGGCUCGCGUCCCGGCUGUAUAUUCGUGCUGUAGCGAGUAAGCACUUAGUCAUGGGGUAAUGGCAGGUCAAAUGGUAUCUAUUGUCCAUUGACAUUACUUGAUAAUAAUUGUAUCAUUAGAGUACAUUACAGUAGCCUUUCUCGGGAAUCUUUAAAAGUUACCUAUAUACACUAUAAAGCAAUUUUUGGUAAAUAUAUUUCUCUUGAAUCUAUAUUCCCUUAUGUAUCCAGCAAUAAAUUACUUCAGUAGAUGUAGUUAUCGCAUUACGUGGCACUACAGAUCGCGCGUCGUCUGAACGGGAACGCCGAGUGCCAGGUAGUGAGAUAUUGUAGGGUUUGCAGCGCACAAGGUGAGCUCUAAUGUUACCCUCCCUAUUGGAGGUGGGCGUAUUGCCUAUGUUGUGGCACCAAGCACGGCUCGCUGGUUCUGGUGGAGUGGGCACCAAUCAGUACUGUAUUAUCACUAUCGGACCGCAAUAUGACUGUGGGUGGGGGUUUGCCGAGUUUCUUUUAUCUUUUAAUCUUCGGUCUGGUUAGGGCACAGUAAGCUGAUCACCUGCUUACCUACCGAGCAUAGGGAUCGAAAAAUUUGUAGAAAAUUAAUUUUUGCUCUGAGAAAAGGAAAUGCCAUUAAAGUUACAAGUAAUAGUCAUCAAGUUUUCACUGUACGAUAAGUUGUAUGUAGCGUGUUAAUGUGUAGAUAUCUUCACCCACCUCGACGCCACCAAUAAUUUGGUCUCUCCACUUCAAACCGACAAUUUAAGGUUGUGAGCUCUAUUCCGGUCGGAAUUCUAAGCCACAGAGUGCUUGUGCAAUAAAUAUCACAGUUUGGAUCUAGGCUUUUAAAUUAUUAUAGAUUAUAUACAUUGUUGAGCUGAUUAUAAAAAUUUAAUAUAUUAUUAUACCUUUUAAUAUUGUUAAAGAAUUCUAAUUGCAUUCCACAUUUAGAGUGAACGAAUUUGAGAAGACCAUUUUCAAUCUACAUUAUACAAGUUAUUUUUUUUACAAUUGUAGGAUUAUUAGCAGUUGCCAAUGUUUUUUCCUUUAGUCAGUAAAAGUACAAAUAUUUUAAUAUACAAUUCUUGGUAUUUACGUAUUGUAGUAUCUUAUUUUUUUAAUUCAUUUGAUUCUAUAACUAUAAGCAUAAUUUUUUUCACAUAAGCGGCCAUUUAAAUAUAUUCAUCACGCAAAUUAUUCAGUAAAUAACAAAACAUAUCAUAUUAAUCUGUGUCUCACAAUACGUCACAUGUAGACAGAAAUGUAAUAUUCGUUUGAAUGCUGUUUACACAUUUUCGAGUGCAUUAAUUUGGUGUAUUUUAGAUUAAGUUGUAGCGACCCAAACCAUUAGAGACAUGUCUUCAUACAAAGUUCUUGCACCAAUGCAUGCUAUCAUUAUUUUGCUUACAUUUGUCGUAAUGUGAGAUUGAGUUUUUUACUUACACAAAAUUUGCAAACUCUGUAUGUCCCUCGUGUUUAAGUAUAUGUUUAAAAUGGCUUUCGUUUUUAAAUUAGAUUUAAGUAUAUCCUAGGUUACACUUUUUAAGUUUCUUGUCAUUUUUACGUUAAUAACGAUUGAAAUUUAUUGUAAUUUGUGUUUGUGUGUUGAGGUGCAUGUCCCAAAUGCAUAUUUUAAUUUUGAUCCAAAGAUUUCUUUUAUUCAAUUAAAUUAUUUAUUGAUUUUAUUCAAUUUAAUUAGUGAUUUUUACUCUGAUAUAUGAAAAUGACAUUUGUGGAGUGUGCAUUGGUAUUUGAUAUUAGGAUUUAAAUAUUUUUUUCCAUAGUUGGUGCAGCCGAGCAAAUGUCUACUAUAUUCUCAUAAGAAUAUAUUGCUCAAUAAUUUUAUUCUGUUAAAGUAUUUUAAACUUAAGAGUUAGUCCACAUGGGGUGUACGUAUAAUGGUGGACUUCGGUGACACAAAUUAUAUCUAACAGACAAUACCCUCCGUAAACUUUGAAAAAAUUGUAAGCGUUAAAGAUUUAUUAGACGUAGUUGCCUUGUAUGCGGCUCGCCGAAAGGCUCGACCGCAGGGCCGGGCGCCGCGAGACCGCGCGGGGCGCCAGCGGCAUCACACAAGUCGGGCUCUGAACGCUUGUCUGGACUGCGCCACGCACGCACUGUACACUCCGCUCCGCUCCGUUCCUACCUUUUCUACCAGUAUUUCACUCGAUGCCGUGUUCGCGAAGCGAGCAGUCUCAGAUAAUGACUUCAGUACUUUGUGUGAUGGUGUUGACCGAUUAUAUUAGACUAUUUUGCCCCACAGUCAACGAAAAUAUUGUUAUCCAUACAGGAGUCUUUGCUGCAUUGUGCCUAGAUCUUAGAAGUUAAAAAUAUCGAGGUAGAGUUAAUCUCAAAUUUUGGCUCUUUGAAUAUUCCAUGAUAUUAUUUUGUUUUCAUGAAAAUGUAUUUACAUUAUUAUACAUUCAUACACUUAGUGAUUAUUGUAUACAUGAAUAUAUACAUUGCGUAGUUUGUAAAUUGAUUUUAUCGUAAAAUUAAGAUGCCCAACUAGUAUGUAUCUGUCCACCGCGUUCCGCAGGAAUUGAUCGCAUACAUUAGUCAUCAUUUUGCACCGUAUUUUCGUGUGGACAGACGUAGUUUGUUUUGACUAGUUGCACAUCUUAUUUUGACCAAAUUUGUCUGCCGCCGAUGUCGCUUGAGAAUUUGGACGGUUGAAUGCACUCGUCCUUUAUGGCGAGUACAAAUUUUCAAGUGACGUUUGCGGUGUCUAAUUAAUUAAGUUUAUUACGUAUCGUGAACUGUGGCCAGGAUAACAACAGCACAGAGCAGUGUAAUUCAGAGCCUGCCUAAAAUAUAUUUUUGUCAUGAUUUUAUUUAGGUAUAUACAUGUUAUUAUUCACAUAUUACAGUUUUCUCAAUAUUAGCUUGUAUUUUAAUUAAGAAAUAAUCAUAUUUAACAUUGCCAGGUGAUCAGCAACCUGCACUUUAAUAUUUUUGGAAACUAUUGAACUUAAAUUGUACUGACUUUAUAAAUAUAUUUACUUCAAUAAAGAUUUUCCAUGCCACUA
Messenger RNA from Maniola jurtina (meadow brown), 9316 nucleotides. RefSeq names its product brain tumor protein (gene mei-P26). Bases 338 to 2959 code for a protein of 873 amino acids. Gene Ontology annotation, biological process: positive regulation of DNA-templated transcription. Gene Ontology annotation, cellular component: chromatin; nucleoplasm. Lineage: Eukaryota; Metazoa; Arthropoda; Insecta; Lepidoptera; Nymphalidae. The transcript is spliced from 9 exons. Gene Ontology annotation, molecular function: protein binding; zinc ion binding; ubiquitin-protein transferase activity. The record is from RefSeq and is a predicted model, not a curated record.